GGAGAACACUGCAAGGCAAGAGGGAUAAGCAAAGAAAGAGAGCAAACCAGGGGUGGGUGGAGGAGGUAGAAGAGAGAGUGACAGUGUGGAGUAUGUGUUACAGGAGAAAAAAAAAAAGACACUCCGAGAGAGAAAAAGAGGGAGAGAGAGAGUGGGCGAGGCUGAUAUAAAAGGAUAAAGGCGGGGUUGUGGUUUGUGUCACAUGAUCCCCUCGCUGGCUGUAGCCUGGAAUUCUCCCCGGUCCCGCUUUCCCCGACUCUUCUUCCCGCUCCUCUCUCUCUCUCCUCUCCCGGCCUGAGCAGGCCAGGGAAUGUCCCGGCGACGAGAUGCCUUACGUGGACCGACAGAACCGCAUCUGUGGCUUUCUGGACAUCGAGGAGAACGAGAGCAGCGGCAAGUUCCUGCGCCGUUACUUCAUACUGGACACACAGCAGGGAAGCUUGGUGUGGUUCAUGGACAACCCACAGAACCUGCCCAUCGGUGCAGACUGUGUCGGUUCCCUGAAGCUCACUUACAUCUCUAAGGUCAGCGAUGCCACUAAGCUGAGGCCAAAAGCAGAAUUCUGCUUUGUCAUCAAUGCUGGGAUGAGGAAGUUCUUCCUGCAGGCCAACGAUCAGCAGGACCUUGUGGACUGGGUCAACGCUCUCAACAAAGCCACCAAGAUCACUGUGCCAAAAUUGUCAGAUGGCCAGCAGAACUCUGAAAACCAGAAGGCUUUGCCUGAUGUCGCAGGGCCCAAGAAACAAGUCUCCUAUAAAACAGAGAUCAUUGGAGGAGUUCCCAUUGUCACCCAGACACAGCAAGAAGGUGGUGACGGUGCAGACAGAGCGGAGCGCGAUGCCAUGCAGCGUUCCCACAGCCAGCUGCCGUACUUCCUGGGCAGACCGGCCCAGGAGCACACCGUCAUCAAGUCGGGCUACUGCGUCAAGCAAGGAGCCGUGAUGAGGAACUGGAAACGGCGAUAUUUCCUCCUGGAAGAAAACUCAAUGAGUUACUUCAAGUCAGAUUUGGAGAAAGAGCCUCUGAGAAUGAUCCCGCUGAAGGAAGUUCACAAAGUCCAAGAGUGCAAACAGAGUGACAUUAUGAUGAGAGAUAAUCUGUUUGAAGUCGUCACCACAUCAAGGACGUUUUACAUCCAGGCUGACAGUCCAGAGGAGAUGCACAGCUGGAUCAAGGCUGUCUCAGGGGCCAUCGUGGCCCAGCGGGGGCCCGGGAGGUCUGCUGCCACAGAACACGGCAGCCGUUCCACUUUCUACCGCAGCCCCGCGGGUCCCCCCGUCCCUCGCUCGCCCAUAUCUGCCAUGCCACCAUGCUACCCAGAGUGGGGGGCUGCUGUCCCGUGCGGCCCACGCUCGCAGCCUGGCGUGGGACAGCGAGCACUUCAUGAGCCUGCUGCCGCGCCCCAGUCACAGCCACACGCCAGCACGCCUGUCCCUGCAGGAGACGCGCCUGGCAAAGUGACCGGCGAGCCACCCGCGACCACCAUCGCUAACUCCGAGGAGGAGUCACCAUGGCGACGGCGGAGCAGCUUCGAGCCCCACAUGCCCGACGCACACCUGGACCUAGACGACGCCGAUCUGCCAGUGAGCGAGGUGUGACCCCGCUUCAGCCGGACGCUAAAACUUGCUUCUCUGGACGGAGGUGAAAGAGGAAGGAAGGUGUUGAAAAGGCAGGCUUUGGUUUCUUUAAGUCAAAGCUGCGUCACAAACUCAUCCAUCAGCGUGCAAGAGAAAAACAAGGUGGGUCACCUCUGAACUGCACUCGUGUGCCAAAGACGACCCAGUGUUCAGCCACCGCCCUCCGCCUGCCUGCUGUCUCAGUUACAACGGCGUAGUUAUUUACCAAGAGUUGAUUUUUUUUUUUUUUGUCAAAGCAAAACUACAUAUUUUACUUGUGCUGAUUAGAAUUCAUUGAAGAGCUUUAUUUUAACCUGUACAGGCACAGUGUUCGACGGUGUGUGUGUGAGCAGAGGAACCUUUUGUAAACCACUUUGUGCCAAGAAAAUAAGGGAGAUUUUAAGGGUGCAAGCUAUUUCCUCAAGUCUGAAAAGAGCGUUAAACUGAGGACUGGCUCUUGUUUUUUUUUUCCACCUCUCAAAUCUGUUAAUACUAAACUGUGUGGUCCGUUCAUACACUCAUGAUUCUAACACUGGAUCAAGCCUAGUCCAGAUCAGAUCCUCACUUUAAUGCAAAUCAAAGAUGGUGGACUGGGCUCGGACUAGAUUGAUAAUACUCGUGUAUGCAAGACCAAAAUGUGUUGCAGCCACAUUUCGUCUGGUUGUUCUUUUUUUUUUAACAGUUGCCAAGCCGCUGACUUGAAUUUCUUUGUUUUUAAAUAUGCAGGACGGUCGAGGUCAGUUGUUCGUGUGAUGUCGUCCUCCAUGAGUUUUUAGUUGAUCGAGUAGACUGUUAACGACCACGAGAUAAAGUACACACACACACACAUGUAAAUCUACAACGAAUAGCUUUUCUAGUUAAUCCACCUCCGGUAGUCAAGUGACAGUACUGUGCAGAAGUGCAAAAAAACAUCCUAAAGCUUUCACAGCAUGUGCAUCACAUUUCAACGUGAAUCAGCAUCUUUGCGAGCUGCAUUUCAGUCCGUCGGACUUUGUGGACUCACGGCGACAUGAGGAAGGAGGAAGAGCGUUUUACAGGAAGAGUACAAAAAGUAUGUUAAUAUGCAUUUUGUAACUGGUGUUAAUAAUAACCAACAAUACGUCAGCUACAGAGCGUCCUCGUGUCCUGACAGACUGACAGACUCACAUCAGGUACCUAAACCUGCAGCCCAUAGUUUGACGAUAAAACUGUACAAACACCACAAACGUUUUGGAUCUUGGUUCAACAGAAAAAACACAUUUAAGCUCAGACACUUCUGUUGCAUGCUAACAUUUUAAUAAUUCCUCAGAUUGUUUUUCUGUUUUUAGUUGAUCUACAGACGCUCUGGUUGUUGUGUAUUUGCAGACUAGAAACAGAUUUAUUUUUUUAUAUGCUUUUAAACGUGUCCUGGUCCUGUUCUUAUUGUAUCUGUGUUGCUAAUCCAGUAGCAGGCAGCUGCCUCAUGGUGUUAUCUAAAAAAAAGAAAAGAAAUAAAAACAAGUCCCUCCUAAAUCCUGCUAAAUAAUACACACUAAUCUUUUUUUUUCUUUUCUUUCUUUCUUUUUUUUUUUUUUAAGUGCCUGCUUUAUUUCAGCUCAGCAAAGCCAAGCUAUUUCACUCCGUUUUCAGUCUGGUGUAAUUGGUUUGAAUUGUCUCUAUUUAUUAUGUGGAUGACUUGAAAGAAAUAAACACUGAAAAUGUG
Molecule: messenger RNA, 3297 nt
Organism: Stegastes partitus (bicolor damselfish)
Lineage: Eukaryota; Metazoa; Chordata; Actinopteri; Pomacentridae
Product: pleckstrin homology domain-containing family A member 1-like
Exons: 12
Coding region: 327-1598 (423 amino acids)
Source: RefSeq, a predicted model, not a curated record